Messenger RNA from Budorcas taxicolor (takin), 2185 nucleotides. It is a transcript of the gene NPEPL1, whose product is annotated as aminopeptidase like 1. Bases 59 to 1630 code for a protein of 523 amino acids. Gene Ontology annotation, biological process: proteolysis. The transcript is spliced from 12 exons. The record is from RefSeq and is a predicted model, not a curated record. Gene Ontology annotation, molecular function: metalloaminopeptidase activity; manganese ion binding. NCBI's taxonomy places the organism in Eukaryota, Metazoa, Chordata, Mammalia, Artiodactyla, Bovidae. Gene Ontology annotation, cellular component: cytoplasm.
GCGGGAGCCCGAGCGCGGCGGGCGCGGCGGCCGGGACGAGGGGCGCGGGCUGGCGAAGAUGGCGAACGUGGGGCUGCAGUUCCAGGCCAGCGCCGGGGACGCGGACCCGCAGAGCCGGCCGCUGCUGCUGCUGGGCCAGCUGCACCACCUGCACCGCGUGCCCUGGAGCCACGUCCGCGGGAAGCUGCAGCCCCGGGUCACCGAGGAGCUCUGGCAGGCCGCGCUAAGCACGCUCAACCCCAACCCCACGGACAGCUGUCCCCUCUACCUGAACUAUGCCACCGUGGCCGCCCUGCCCUCCAGGGUGAGCCGCCACAACAGCCCCUCGGCCGCCCACUUCAUCACCCGCCUGGUGCGGACCUGCCUGCCACCGGGGACACAUCGGUGCAUUCUGAUGGUCUGUGAGCGGUCUGAUGCCUUCGCCUCCGCCUGCGCUCUGGCCCGCGCUUUCCCCCUCUUCACCCACCGCUCAGGGGCAUCUCGGCGCCCAGAGAAGAAGACCGUCACGGUGGAGUUUUUCCUGGUUGGACAAGACAACGGGCCAGUGGAAGUGUCCACUUUGCAAUGUUUAACGAGUGCCACGGAAGGUGUGCGGCUGGCAGCCCGAAUCGUGGACACACCCUGCAAUGAGAUGAACACAGACACCUUCCUUGAGGAGAUUAAGAAAGUUGGAAAAGAACUGGGGAUUGUCCCAACCGUUAUCCGGGAUGAGGAGCUGAAGGCGAGAGGAUUUGGAGGAAUCUACGGUGUUGGCAAAGCCGCCAUCCAUCCUCCGGCCCUGGCCAUCCUCAGCCACACCCCAGAUGGAGCCACCCAGACCAUCGCUUGGGUGGGCAAGGGCAUCGUCUACGAUACUGGGGGUCUCAGCAUGAAGGGGAAGACCACCAUGCCAGGGAUGAAGAGGGACUGCGGGGGCGCCGCGGCUGUCCUGGGGGCCUUCAGAGCCGCCAUCAAGCAGGGUUUCAAAGACACCCUCCACGCGAUAUUCUGCUUGGCCGAGAACUCCGUGGGCCCCAAUGCCACGAGGCCGGAUGACAUCCACCUGCUGUAUUCUGGAAAGACUGUGGAAAUCAACAAUACGGAUGCUGAGGGCAGGCUGGUACUGGCAGACGGCGUGUCCUACGCCUGCAAGGACCUGGGUGCCGACAUCAUCCUGGACAUAGCCACGCUGACUGGAGCUCAGGGCAUUGCCACAGGCAAGUACCACGCAGCUGUGCUCACCAACAGCGCCAAGUGGGAGGCAGCCUGCGUGAAGGCCGGGCGACAGUGCGGGGACCUGGUGCACCCGCUGGUCUACUGCCCGGAGCUGCACUUCAGCGAGUUCACCUCGGCUGUGGCCGACAUGAAGAACUCAGUGGCGGACCGGGACAACAGCCCCAGCUCCUGUGCUGGCCUCUUCAUCGCCUCACACAUCGGCUUUGACUGGCCUGGGGUCUGGGUCCACCUGGAUAUUGCCGCGCCUGUGCACGCCGGCGAGCGUGCCACGGGCUUCGGUGUGGCCCUUCUGCUAGCACUCUUCGGCCAGGCCUCUGAGGACCCUCUGCUGAACCUGGUGUCCCCACUUGGCUGCGAGGUGGACGCCCAGGAGGGGGAUGCGGAGAGGGACUCCAAGAGGCGCAGGCUUGUGUGACGCAGCCGCCCUGCCCAGUGAUACUGGGCGCUUUACCUCACUUUGCACUGAUUAAUUCUAAGCAAUUGGAAGAUUAUACCUUGAGAUGAACUGCGGUUUGUUUUGUUUUUAGUUGUCAUGGUGACGGAAACAGCUCCUUUUUGUGUCUUAGGAGACAGCUCAGGGUUUGGGGGGCCCAGGGAGGGGUGAGUGGGCAGCACUGGGUUUGUUUUAUGUUUGAUUCCCCGCCAGCUUCUGCAGACCAUGCCCCUCCCUGGGGCCCCCCCUGCACGACCCCCGGGCUCCGGGACGCAUGCGCGGCCCUCAAGACACCCGCCCCUGCCUGGGCCCAUGGUGGGUGCCAGUGGCCCCAUCUGCAGCCCCAGGCCCCACACAUGGCACCCGCAUUGCAGAGCACCCAGGUCCCACUCCAGCUGGGACAGUCCCUGCCUCCAACAGACCACCCCUUUGAAAGGAUGGGGCGACUUGGUUCAGGUUUUAUGGAGCAAGAGGAAUGUCUACUCGGGCCCCUCUGAGUUCACUGCAAGUUGAAUUAAACAUGGCUAAACCACAUCA